Messenger RNA from Dovyalis caffra, 1206 nucleotides. Lineage: Eukaryota; Viridiplantae; Streptophyta; Magnoliopsida; Malpighiales; Salicaceae. The record is from the annotation of a GenBank genome assembly.
AUGGCUGCACUUACCUUUUUACAAGAACACACAGAGACUCAUCAAAAACAGCCUUCCAGAGGCAAGCGAAAGCUACAAAAGCAAAAGGAAAAGCAACCAUCUUCAUGGGACCAAAUCAAGAACCUACUGACCUGCAAACAGAUCGAAGGGUCAAGAGUACACGACCCAUCAAAGAACCCCAUUGGAUACUCAAAACUUGGCUCUUCCUGCGGCUCAAUAUGUAGUUUCAAAGACGUUGUUCAUGGCAACACAAGGGUUGUCCAUAGAGCUGAUAACUCACCGGAAAGUAGCACAGUCGGUCAAGAAACUGGGCUAUUGAGUCGAAAAGCUGUUGGUACUGGGUCAGUGGCGGGAUCAGGGAGAUCCAACGGUGGUGUAACGUACACGUCAUCUUCUAGAGGCAUGCAAUUUAGGAAGCUUUCAGGUUGUUAUGAAUGUCACAUGAUCGUCGACCCUAGCAGGUAUCCAUCUGCAAGAACCACAAUCAGCGCUUGCAGUCAGUGUGGAGAAGUCUUUCCUAAGAUUGAAAGCUUGGAGCUUCAUCAAAAAGUUCGCCAUGCCGUGUCGGAGCUGGGCCCAGAAGAUUCAGGCCGAAAUAUCGUGGAGAUCAUCUUCAAGUCAAGCUGGCUCAAGAAAGACAAUUCAAUCUGCAAGAUCGAACGGAUAUUAAAAGUACACAACACACAAAGAACAAUCCAACGGUUCGAGGAUUGCAGGGACACAGUGAAGACACGUGCACUUAGUAGCACUAGAAAAAACCCCAGAUGUGCAGCUGACGGCAACGAGCUGUUAAGAUUUCACUGUACGACGUUAACUUGCUCCCUCGGCUCACGCGGCUCCUCCAACUUGUGCGGCUUAAUCCCCGGCUGUGGCGUAUGCACCAUCAUAAGGCACGGGUUUCAAGGCAAAGAGUGCAAAGGUGUAUGCACCACGGCUAGUAGCGGUAGGGCCCAUGACUCAUUGUUGGGCUGUACGGACGGGCGCAGGGCCAUGCUGGUGUGUCGCGUGAUUGCUGGGAGAGUGAAGCCCGUGACGGAGGAUGCGCCGCCGCCUGAAGAGGAUGGUGCGUCGUCAGCUGCUGCUGGCUCAUAUGAUUCUGUAACCGGGUAUGCUGGGGUUUACUCGAAUCUCGAGGAAUUAUCUGUGUUUAAUCCAAGGGCUAUAUUGCCUUGUUUUGUUGUCAUCUACAAGGCUCUCCAGUCUUAG